AUGAAGCUCUCGAGCAUUGCCGCGAGCGCCGUGCUCUUCGCCAGCAGCGUGCUGGCGGCUGAGCUGGACCCGAUCAUCAUCAAGGGUUCCAAAUUCUUCUACAAGAGCAAUGACACGCAAUUUUUUAUGCGUGGUGUCGCCUACCAACAGGAGUACUCGGGCCCCAAGUCCUCCUCCAACAGCUUCAAGGACCCCCUCGCGGACGCCGAAGCUUGCAAGCGUGACGUCCCGUAUCUCCAGAAGCUGAACAUGAACACGAUCCGGGUGUACGCCAUCAACCCGGAGGCCGACCACUCGACCUGCAUGAACCUCCUCACCGAGGCGGGCAUCUACGUCGUCGCCGACCUGUCCUCCCCCGGCGAGUCCAUCAUCCGCAACGACCCCAAGUGGGAUGCCGAUCUGUACAAGCGGUACGUGAGUGUGGUCGACGAGAUGUCCAAGUACACCAACACCAUCGGCUUCUUUGCCGGGAACGAGGUCUCCAACCAGAAGAACAACACCGACGCCAGCGCGUUCGUCAAGGCUGCCGUCCGCGACAUGAAGCAGUACAUCAAGGCCAAGAACUACCGUCCCAUGGGAGUCGGGUAUGCGACCAACGACGACUCCGACAUCCGCGAGAACAUGGCCAACUUCUUCAACUGCAACAACAAGGACGAGAGCAUCGACUUCUGGGGCUACAACGUCUACUCCUGGUGCGGUGACUCCAACUACCAGAAAUCCGGCUAUGCCAGCCGCACCGACGAGUUCCGCGACUACUCAGUGCCGGUGUUCUUUGCCGAGUACGGGUGCAACGCGGUUGAGCCUCGCAAGUUCACCGAGGUCGAGGCCCUGUACGGCGACAAGAUGGCCGAGGUGUGGUCCGGCGGCAUCGUCUACAUGUAUUUCCAGGAGGCCAACAACUACGGUCUGGUCUCCGUCGACGGAGACAAGGUCAAGACCCGCGAGGACUACAGCUACCUCUCGAAGCAGCUGGCCAAGGCGACGCCGACGGGCGUGAAGAAGAGCGAGUACAAGCCGACGAACAGCGCGCUCGCGUCGUGCCCCAAGGUCAACAACAACUGGAUGGCGACGUCCAGCCCGCUGCCGCCGUCGCCGAACCAGGACCUCUGCACGUGCAUGGAGAAGAGCCUGAGCUGCAAGCUGAAGGGCAACGUGUCGGGCAAGAAGCUGGACGAGCUGUUCGGCACCGUGUGCGGCUACGACGUGUGCGACGGCAUCAGCGCCAACGCUACCUCUGGCGAGUACGGCGCCUACAGCGUGUGCAGCCCCGAGCAGAAGCUGUCGUUUGCCAUGGACCUGUACUACCAGCAGCAGAGCAAGAAGGGCAACGCCCAGGACGCCUGCGACUUUGACGGCGCCGCCUCCAAGCAGUCUUCGUCCGACUCGGAGGGCCAAUGCUCCUCGCUCCUCAAGCAGGCGGGCGCCUCGGGCACCGGCACCGUGCAGGCCUCGCCGACUGCUGCUGAUGGCUCCGUCGCCAGUGCCUCCGCCUCGGGCUCGGAGGGCGCUGCGCCGAUGGUCGCUCCUGGUAGUGUGAACGUCGGUUAUGUGCAGCUCGGUGCGUACGUGGUUACCGCUGUGGCUGCCGGCGCCAGCAUGAUCCUUUUGUAA
Messenger RNA from Aspergillus terreus NIH2624, 1611 nucleotides. Its product is annotated as glycoside hydrolase family 72 protein. The coding region runs from base 1 to 1611 and encodes 536 amino acids. NCBI's taxonomy places the organism in Eukaryota, Fungi, Ascomycota, Eurotiomycetes, Eurotiales, Aspergillaceae. Gene Ontology annotation, cellular component: cytoplasm; fungal-type cell wall. Gene Ontology annotation, biological process: fungal-type cell wall (1->3)-beta-D-glucan biosynthetic process. The transcript is spliced from 5 exons. Gene Ontology annotation, molecular function: 1,3-beta-glucanosyltransferase activity. The record is from RefSeq and is a predicted model, not a curated record.